Molecule: messenger RNA, 3907 nt
Organism: Coregonus clupeaformis (lake whitefish)
Lineage: Eukaryota; Metazoa; Chordata; Actinopteri; Salmoniformes; Salmonidae
Gene: kaznb
Product: kazrin, periplakin interacting protein b
Exons: 17
Coding region: 604-3216 (870 amino acids)
Molecular function (GO): protein binding
Source: RefSeq, a predicted model, not a curated record
UCAGAGAACAACAAUCGUCUUUCCACCACCCAUGGCCAGAGUACAGAGGCUCCUGCCUACUGCCUACACCCAGGGAGGAAGAGAGAGAGGGAGGGAGUUGUGACUUUCACCUGCUGGAGACACCAGCCUGUCUCUGCUCUGCUCUCUGCCUUCAGCUACACAACCUGCUGUCAGCCUUGCACAGACAUAGAGCAAGAUCACAGCACUACUGGACCAGCUGCACUCAGGGCUCUCUUUGCUGCUUCCUCCAACACUCCAGCACUCUCUCAUUCUAACACACACACUCACACACUCACGCUUGCUGGCACACCCCCUCUCUAUCUGUGAAGGGAGAAGCUCUGCUCGUGUCGGUGUGAGAGGUGGGCUGUGUUUCUCUCUGGCGGCAUCAGUACUAGCAGUAGGACUGGUCCAGUGGAGGGCAGUCAACUCGCUCUCUCCAGACUCAAGGACAGCUCACGCUCCGGACUUGGGAAGCCCUCAACAAGCCUCUCUCCCUUUCUUUCUUUCUCUCUCUUUCUCUCCUCUCUCUCUCUGCCUCGUCGUGACGCAGUGUUUCUGACCUUCAUCCCCCUCGUGUGCACAGCGUGGGCCAGUGGGACAGCCAUGGAGGACACCCUCACCUGCAGCCCUGCCACCUUCUCCCAGGUGUUUGGACGUCAGGGACAGCUCAUGCAGGCUACGGUCCAGUCUCUGAACAGUCUGAAUGACCAGAUAGCCCACUUCAUGGUGACCAGGCCCAGCACUCUGUCCCGGGAAAACGAGGCCUUAAUGCCUGGAGAGAGAGAUACCUUGAAGAAGUCCAUGGCCCUGAUGAGGCACCUGCUCAUGGACGCACAGGGGAAAAUCCUUAAAAUGAUGGAAGACAACAAGCAGCUGGCUCAGAGGAUCGAUGGGGCCAUCCAGUCUGCCAGUCAGGAGGUGACCAACCUGCGCUCAGAACUGUCGGCCACCAGCCGUAGACUGGCAGAGCUGGGGGCCAGCAGCCCCCCCUCGCCCCUGGAGAACAACCACCAGCAUCACCAGCACAACCACCAUGAUCAUGACAGCCUCCGCUACCGGGAUCCUGCCGGUCGUCACAGGCAGAAGUCGGUGGUGAGCGAUAUCUGUUACCAGACAGAGAUCUCCAGCCUCAUGGACUUUGGCACCCCAGACUCCUCGCUCGACAAAGUGUUGCUGCGAGAGGAGGUGGCCCAGCUGCAGAAGGAGGUGCACCUGUUGAGGCAGAUGAAGGACAUGUUGAGUAAGGACUUGGAGGAGACCCAGGGCCAGGGCUGCUCCUCCCACCUCCUUUCUGCCACUGAGCUGCGUGUGCAGCUGGGAGACAAGGAGCAGGAGCUGGACCGUGCCAAGGAGGCUUUACAAGCUAUGAAGUCUGACCGUAAGCGUCUGAAGGUGGAGAAGGCAGACCUGGUGAACCAGAUGCAGCAGCUGUACACCACACUGGAGAGCCGGGAGGAGCAGCUCCGAGACUUCAUACGCAACUACGACCAGCACCGUAAGGAGAGUGAGGAUGCUGUGAAGGCCCUGGCUAAGGAGAAGGACCUGCUGGAGAGGGAGAAAUGGGAUCUGAGGAGGCAGACCAAAGAGGCCACAGAGCAGGCCUGCAUCCUGCGCUCUCACAUGGAUAUGAAGGAGAACCGCAUCAAAGAGCUCGAGGCUGAGCUCACUAUGGCGAAACAGUCCCUGGCCACGUUGACUAAGGAUGUGCCGAAGCGCCACUCCCUGGCCAUGCCCUCAGAGCCGGUGGUGAACGGCAGUCAGGAGUGGGCGAUGCAGGGAGACCUGCCCCUCACCGCUGCCAUCCGCCAGAGCCAACAGACCCUCUACCACGGACACACUGUGGACCGCCAGGCUGUGGUCAGGGUGAGUCCCUGUCACUCCCGCCAGCCCUCCAUUAUCUCGGACGCGUCGGCGGCUGACGGGGAUCGGUCGUCCACCCCAAGUGACAUCAACUCCCCCCGCCACCGGACCCACUCCCUCUGCAAUUCUAUGGAGGACCUGGAGGACCAGAAGCGUAAGACGAAGAAGAAGGAGAAGAUGAGUCUGGGCUCCCUGUCCCGGGUGUUUGCUCGGGGAAAGCAGCGCAAGUCAAUGGACCCAGGCCUGUUUGAUGACUCUGACAACCUCUCCAGCCUAUCAACACAACAACACAGCCUAUCAGACGGAGAGGAGCAGCUGGACCGCCUCCAGCAGAUGGAGCUCAUUCGGAACAUGCCCAUGUCACUGUGGAAGGCAGGGGCAGUACAAGCCUGGCUGGAGUUUGUCAUGGCAAUGUCCAUGUACAUUCGUGCUUGCUCGGAAAACAUCAAAAGUGGCAAGGUGCUGCUGGGGCUGACAGACGAGGACCUGGAGCUGGGACUGGGCAUCAGUAACCCCAUGCACCGCAGGAAGCUACGCCUCGCCAUCGAGGACUACAGGGAGGCAGAGGCUGGCCAGGGGCUAUCAAAGGCUGCUGACAUGGACCAUCAUUGGGUUUCCAAAUCUUGGUUGAGUGACGUCGGGUUGCCGCAGUAUUCCCAAGCCUUCCAAAGCCAACUGGUGGACGGCCGGGUGCUCAACUCCCUCAGCCGCCGAGACCUGGAGAGACUCCUGAACAUCACCACCCAGUCCCACCAAACCAGCCUGCUCCUGGCCAUCCAGCUCCUGCAACUGCUCAACUUCGACAAAGAGGUGCUGCAGGCUCGCCGAGCCCAGUGUGAGCACCAGCACCAGGACCCAGUGGUUUGGACUUGCCACAGAGUCAUAAAGUGGAUCAGAGACAUAGACCUAAAAGAGUAUGCUGACAGUCUUCAUGGCAGGGGAGUCCAUGGUGCUGUGCUGGCUCUGGACCCCUCAUUUGAUGCAGAUGCCAUGGCCAAGGCCCUGGGAAUCCCCAGCCACAAACAUAUGCUCCAUCGGCACAUGUAUGAAGAGAUGAAGGCUCUCGCCAUCCCUGCCAGGCAAAGUAGUGUGGAGCAGGAUUGUGAAGUGCUGGGAACGGGAGCCCCUCCACAAUCCCCUUCUGCUGUUAGCCGCUAUAACGAGGAGAUCGUGUCUAUGAGACGAAGGUCAGGCAAGAGUCCUCUGCGGUUUAACCCAAAGAUCGCCAUUGGACGGGGCCUUGGUUACCAUGGCAGCUGUGGAUCUCUGCCCAGAGAGGCACGGGUGCAGGCUGUGCCCAGGACAAAGGGAAGUCCCAUGCACACCUACAAGAGUGUUGAGAUCACCAAUGUCUAAACUGUGCCCUGUGGGGGAUACAGGUGGUUUACUCCAGGUGAAAAGUAUUCAAUAGCAACAGAAUUGCUGUUUUUUGACAAUCUAAAAUAAAUCAAAAUCUUCAUUUCUGGAAUUGACCAUUUUAUUUUCAAUUUCAGAGACAUUUUAUUUAUUGUUCUACAGUAAAUGACAAUAUAUCAGUGGACUUAAUUCCUUAUGUUUGAAUAGGGAAAACUAUAAACAUUUUGUAACAUUCAAAGCUCCAAAACUGGUGGCAUGUUUCGUUUCAAAGAAUGACCAUCACAGUUUUUCUUUAACAAGGCAUCUCUUGUAACAUAUAUUGAGGAACAUUAUGGUAAUAAUGUGUUGCUGCAUAUCAAAAGUCAAUGGAGGGUAAAAGUGGUCUGUUCCUGUUGCCAUGUGAGGAGGAUGAUCAUUCACUUUGGUCAGGGUCUCUGGAGGGAGGAGGUACGGUCCUUUGAUGUCCAUGCCCUGUUUCCUGUAUCUCACUGCCUGGUCUGGCCGGCCUCCCCAUGCAGAGUGAUUUUGGCCUGCCUGGGUUUCCUGGCUCAAAUCAGUUGCAGACUUCUGGAACUUGGAACCCUUUCUUCGGAACCCGCCAUUCCCUGGGUUCCGUGUAAGUUUAACAUUGCAUUCCAUAUUGUGAGAGAUAACUGGCCUUGGGUUAAGACAACAGCUGUCUGGAGAAUUA